Molecule: messenger RNA, 4540 nt
Organism: Bursaphelenchus xylophilus (pine wood nematode)
Lineage: Eukaryota; Metazoa; Nematoda; Chromadorea; Rhabditida; Aphelenchoididae
Source: the annotation of a GenBank genome assembly
AUGCUGACUUUCCUCGCCAUCUUGCUGGUACUGUGGGCGCUGCCGCCCGGGAACGAUGGUAAUGCCGACCCGGCUCGUCAGUUUUUCAAACUGUUCCAGAAGUGCGAUGAGUUGAAGAAUUUCUUGCCGAAGAACACUGCAAAAGCUGAAAUUCGGUUUCCUGUCGCCGAUUAUACAACAGCUGGGGUUUCUUAUACGAUUUACAAAAGGCUUCUUGACUUGCGCGAAAACGAAACUGGAAACGAGGCGUAAGUGGAGAACGCACUUUCUAGGCGACAAGUUUUUUCACAAAAUUUUUUUUCCGGGUGAGGACUUGCUGAUUUUUAAAAUUUUUCUCGUUGUGAAUGAAUGCACUGUGCGUAACAUUCCUUUGGGAGGUACUUUAAGAGAGACACUGAUAUGCUUUCCACGUUUACAGGCCAAUGCCCGCAGUAAUUCGUGCAACUUGGAGCCAUAAUAUAAAACGGUUCGGAAUCUACACGCCGUCUGGCCAAGGGUAAGUUGACAAAAGACAUCACUCUUUUUUCAGCAUUGUAUUCAAAUGGAAUGACGCUGAUGACGUGAUACACUUAGGAAACGUCAUUCCCGAGUAUGAAUUGGCGACCGAAGAUUACGUCUACGCCGUGCUUUCAACAGAGGAUGGAGUUAAAAAAUUUGCUCGUUGGAAAGUCGAUUUGAGCGGCGAACUUGAAGUUCUCGGCGACGCCAGCCCUUAUAGUCGUUGCAUCUUUUUUCAAUACGCGUCGGGACCCACGUACUAUUUGACGGGCAAUAAAUGCCUUCAAAUCGAUGAUCUCAAGCAGUUGGUGAGUCGGAGAAAAAAUUUAUUUUUUGAGGGAAACACUUGACUCAUUUAGGAACACUUGACUUAAUGGGUUAUGUCUUUCACCUAAUAUUAGCAUUUUCACAGUGCCUGGACAUGUUUAGUACAAACCGUUCAAGACAUUUUUGGUUUUCAGUCUAAAGGUUACCAAAGCUUCCGCGAAUGCAACACCUCCCAAGGAAUGUUCGCGUUCUCCGAUCUGUACGAAUGGUACAGUCUGGUAGGCCUUGUACAACUUUUAAUGCUCUGAUUUAUCAAUAAAGUUUACAAUUUCCUCUUAUUUUCAGAGUGCGUUCGCAUGGCUAACAAGAGAGUGCGAUGGCCAGAUUUGGAGCAAUUAUGACAACCACGAUUCGGCCAAGGUUCAAUUUAUCCCGGGUAAUCCACCGGUAAGAAAAGGGAAGGGGUUCGAGAGGAAGCGGGUCGCACUAUGCAAAUGAAAUUAUAAUAAGAAAAAGGGCCGAUGCAAAUUGUGAUCGCUGCAAUAUUCAUAACGCAUCAUUCACUGGUGUUUUUUUUCAGGCGGUUCGAAGAAACGAAACAGUGUCCACGACUAGGUGAGAAGAAAAGUCUUGACAUGUGUUUGCAUUGUGGGGGGCGUUUCGCGAUAAACAGUCAGCACGGUGCGACGGAAGGGCGCACUAUGCUAUUUUACGCGCGCAGCAUGAGCUACGUUUCACGGCUGCGCGAAAUAAACGAAAAAUUCUUCCCACACACUUUUUGAGUUUCGUCCAAACUAUGUGUCACAAUUGACAAAAGAAAUAAAAUGACACCCCCAGGCCCAUUUUAACGCCCCUCCCCCUGAAUUUUUGCAAAAUAGUUCUCGGAAUGAAGAUGCAAUUCAAAACUUUCUGUAAACUACAGUGAGAGACCAGAUCCAAUGGCAACAAACGUCUCAUUUUGCAUCCCGGAGGGGAUCAAAAUGUCUCCAAACCCUUCCCUUCUAUAAGCUAAAAAACCCCGGUUUGGAGAUCCCGCCUUGAAGGAAAGGGCGCGCUUUUCAAAGCGGAGUUUUUUUAUUAGGUUGUCCCAUAAAUAAUGUCCCUCUUCGAGAGGGGUCAAGUCAAAGGUCUAUAAAAAACGUAAGCAACAACCAAAUUUCGUAAUAUUCUAGCAUUUUGUAGCCAUGAUUUCAAGCUUUUGUUUAAUAUGUCAUCUGCCAUAUUUCGAUGAAAUUACAGUAAUUUAGCCCCACUUCAAAAUUUCGGAAAAAGGGACGAUUUGUGCCAUCAACUUGUGGGAGCAAAAACAGGGUACGAAGGUUUUAGAAGUUACACCAAAUAUCAACGCCAUGUUCGGCCAGUGUGCUGUGAGUCCGGCCACGGUGAAACGAGCGUUUAAAAAAAUUCGACCUAGCCACAGGAACUCCGAAGGAAAAACACGUCAUGCCAGCUUUGCGAAUUUACCCUGAGGUCAUUGGUCGACGGAAGUCAUGGAAUCCACGUCCGACGCCUUUCCGGCAUUGUGGUGGUAUCAAAAUUAUCGGUGGAUAACAGUGCAAUGUCGAUAAAUUCAAGAAAAAGCUCGACGAAUUCUUCCCAUAUUAUUGGACCAAGGCCCAGAAUGAAUGCUUCGCUUUUUUGCUUUACCGAGCCUAAGGUCCUGCUUUUCUGGAUCGUAUCAUAGCUUGUGACAAAAUGUGAAUCAACUACGACACCUAGGCAAGAUUUUCUCAAAGGUGGUCAUCCGGGGUACCACCACAGCACGUCCCAAAGUCUGAGUUCCUCUAGAAGACGGUGACGGUCAAUUUUUGAUGGCGCAACGUGGGAUUCAUGCAUUACUGCUUCCUGGAACCGGGCCAAACUGUAAACACCACCUCCUACUGUACCUGCAUAGACAGCUUGUUGCACAAUCGGCCUUCCACGGUACGCCACAGAAGUUCGAACAUUUUUAACGGAAACGCGCAACCUCACCUUCUAAAAAUUACCCUCCAGAAGCCGAAUUAACCGAGAUACGAAACUCUUCUUCGUCUGGUAUAUUCGUUGUAGAUAGCCUAUGCAGACUACCACCUGUCCAAGGAUCUACCACGUUUCAUCCGUGGUAGAAAAUUAAUCAAUUAAGACGCCCUUGAAAAGGCCUCCAAAAGUUUCAUCGGCUCCAGAAGCCGGGACUUUUAAACUACUGGGAUAAAAAAAUGCUUGGCACGUUGUAAUCAACGUGUUAAAGCAUAUGGUAAUUAUUUUGAUUAAUUAGAUUGCUGUUAUUACGGUAAAUUUUGUCGCAGAAGUAAAUUUUUCAAAGAGGGACAUUAUUUGUGGGACAACCUAAUAGCUUAGAGAGGGGAAGAGUUUGGAGUCGUUUUGGUCCCUUCCGGGAUGCAAAAUGAGACGUUUUUUGCCAUUGGAUCAGGUCCCUGACUGUAUGUUUUUAGACCACCACAACAACAACGACCACCACCACGACAACGACUACCACUACAACCUCAACUACAGUGACCACUACGGUAUUUUUUUUUGUCUUAUGAGCAUGUACUAGAAAUUACUGCGCAGUCAAGAUUCUUUUGUUUGUCAAAGAAAAAUAUUUUGCUUUUUUGUCACUGCACAGUGCGAUGGAAAAUCUUUUUCCCAUUUUGUGAUUGGCAGGGUGCACAGUGCAGCUUUUGUGAAAACCUUUUGGUUGUGACCCCGUUUGAUAGCAAAUUUUCAGACUACACCAACAACGACAACAACGACCACUACCAUCACGACCAAGUCUACCAGUCCAACGUCUACUACAGUACCUUCUAUUGUAGCGUCUACAACAACUGAUCCCAAUGCUAAGCCAAACGAAAGCAAUAUGUCUUUCGUCACCACAGAGUUGCCUGGGCGGGGCAAAGAGUAGGUUGUGUUAAAGUGGCCCAAAAAUUCUGAGAACUUUGUAUUGUGACUGCUUGAGGCUUGGAAAUUUUUCGACGGGGCUUUAAUAAUUGUUUAUUAUAUUUUCUUCUAUUUUCUUCGAGAUUCAAAUCCCAUGAUUAUUGUAAUUUUUAUUUUAAUUUCAUCCUGGAUGCUGUGGUAUUAUUACCCAUCAGAGCAAAUGAAAUCGGAUUUCUUUUUGUAAAACAGAUUUUUUUUUGAAAAAUUUCGAAUAUAUCCUAGAAAAACUUAAUAGCAAUCUAUGCUAAAGUCCAUCAAGACCCGACAAAUACUCCCUUUUUAGCUCCGCAGGGUUGGUUUUACCAGCCAACCACUCAACUGCCUACAUUUUCACUGGCUCGCUUCUGGGCUUGCUCGCCCUUGUUCUCUUUAUUUUAUGCUCAAUUGCGUUGGUCUUCCUCUACAGAAGAAGAAAGGAGAAGGUAAAGAAAUGGCCCCAUAAUCGCAUUGGAUUUUUUAGAAAGCAAGGAAAAUGAAGAGAAAGUUGAAAGAUCGUUUUACGACGACGGGAACCUCGACAAAUGCGAGCCGUACUAAUGUGACGACAAGGACGGAUACUCGCUCUUCAAUGGGGCCGUCCAAGGUAAAAAGUUGGUGACUGCACUGUGCAACCAGAAAAAUAUUUUUCAUAUUUUUUGCACUGUGCGGCAAAAAUUUUUCUGCACGGUGCAGUUGGGAUUACAAAUAUUUUUUUUUGUGGUUCGCACAGUGCAGGCCGAAGAGUUUACAAAAAAUAUGAAAAAAAAAUUCAAUAUUUUUUUUUCAGAAAGGAAAGAAGAAAACUGAGUCUGUCGAUCAUUCUGUUCCGAUUCAAACCUCAAAGCUUAGUCUCAAGGAAACGGAAAGCCAAGGGUUUCACUAG